GCAGGUGAGCAGCGCCAGCAUCGCUCGCUCUCUCUCCGUCUCUCUCAUUUUACGCGCAGACUGUCCGCCGUAGCGCGCCGAGCAGACAUGGGCAAACUGCAAGAAUUUGACAUCACUUUCACCAACAACAAGGUGGUCUACAGCCCGGGGGAGUCUAUCACCGGAACGCUCAAAAUACGCACCGCCAACUCGCUGCAAUACAAAGCGAUCAAGGUGAGCUGCCAGGGCUCAUGUGGAAUCUCCAACAAAAUGAAUGAGGCGACCUGGGCUGUGGAGGAGCAGUACUUCAACAGCACCCUGUCUGUGGCCGAUAAGGGGACGUUACCCUCCGGAGAGCACACUUUCCCAUUCCAGUUCGUCAUUCCAGCCGCUGUGCCAACGUCGUUUGAAGGACCGUUUGGGAAGGUCGUGUACCGCGUGAAGGCGGCCAUCGACACGCCACGCUUCUCUAAAGACUACAAAGCCCACCGCCAGUUCUACCUCCUCAACAUGCUCAACCUGAACCACGUGCCCGCCAUAGAGCACCCGAGCUUCGCUGUGGUCACUAAGAAGUUUAACUACAUGCUGGUGAAGACGGGCACGCUCAUGCUCAAGGCCCACAGUGACCUGAGGGGCUACGUGCCAGGACAGGUCAUCAAACUGUCCACAGAGAUCCACAACAAGUCUGGUAGUGACUGUGGUGUGUUUGUGUGUUUGUUCUGUCCUGUGCAGAAGGUGACGUACCGGACAAAGCGGCCAGUGAUGGACCUGCGCACCAUCGCGGAGGUGGAGGGGGCGGGCGUGAAGGCGGGGAAACACGCCGAGUGGAGAGAGCAGAUCAUAGUCCCUCCUCUGCCUCAGUCGGAGCUCGUCGGCUGCAGCCUCAUCCACAUCGACUACUUCAUUCAGGUAUCGCUCAAAUCCCCCGACACUGUUGUGACCCUGCCCAUCUACAUCGGGAACAUCGCCGUGAACCUGUCCCCAACCAGACUCCCAGACCCCGCCUCCUCCAGCGCCGUGGCUCCCAGCGCUCCGCCCUGUGAGGACGACCUGGACGACCUGUGUGCGGGGGGCGUGGCCAACGAGGAGAUCCCCACCAAGAGUCACUCCCAGCAGGACCCCAACGGGCAGCCCGUCACCCUGUCUCCUGGAGCCGCGCUGCCCCCUGGAGGCCUGUACCCUGACCUGUCCGCACAGCUCUUCUGUUUGUCCACGGGGGCCACCAUCCCCUUCUUCACCGAGGGAAGUGACAUCACACCCAUCCCCACGUCCUGCUCCCUCAUCCUGCCCCCCGAGUACAGCAGCUGGGACUUCCCUCAGGAACCCCCUCCCACAUACGAGGAGAGCUGCAGUACGGCCAACUCCACUCCUGUCAACAGCAGACAGUAGACCGGACCUGUUUGGACCCCUUUGGACCAAUCAGGACGCAUACUGUCUGGGUGCAGGCCGCCACUCCAAAGACUCCAUGACUUUUGAAUAUUAUUCUCACCAACAGCAGGUGAACUACACUGUGCCUACGCCGGGAGAACGGGCUCAUAUGGGAUAGUUUUGGUUCUACUUUGAUGCCUUCAGAAAUGUGGAGUACAAUGACAUGAAAUUCAUGUUGUUUUGACUUUUCGUUGUUUUGUCUCUCUGUAAGGACCAAUGGAAAUGCUUCUUUUAGAUCUUAGAGUAGAAUUUCUAAUAUAAAUUUCAAUGAAAGCAAACUAAAAUUAAAUCAGCACAAACAUUGAAAAGCAGUCAUUCAUUCUUAAUGUUAGAAAAACAGUUUUGGUGUAAUGUUGGAAGUUUUUUGUAAACCAAAGCACACUCCAGGACAGAUGAUCAGCAAAAAUAUUGUUAUCUAAAUGUAUUAAAGAAAAAAAAACAACAAAAAAACAUGGUCCAGCUUCAAGUAUUUGAGAGCCCUCUUGUGGAUGUUUUCUGUAAAUUACAAGCUGCACAUUACUAGCUACAAGAAUUAUGAAACUGCAAUAUUCAUUUCGUAUCUUGUAUGUAUCUUAAAGGCCCCAUGCUCAUUUUAAAGGGUCUAAAAUUAUUACGCUGUUUUCUAAUCUGUGUUAUAAUGUUGUUUCCUUAUCACAAACAUACAUGACAUCACAAGGUGGAAUAGAACAGUUUGAGUUUUGGAGAUGUAGACAAAGUAAUAAUGCAGGAUUACUGAAACAUGUGGGAAUGAAACAAAACACAACUCCAGGUUUGUUUUUAAUGAGAUGACAGCAUUAUAACAUGGAUUAAAUCUUAUAAGAGUCAAUUUUGUGUCAUGUAGGACCUUUAUUUUUCUUCAAUCCAAUGAACUGCAUCAGAUCAGCCAACCAGGUGUUUUACUAUCGUCUAUGGGAUUAAAUAUUUCUGUCUAUCAUCUAUUCCCCAUAUGCUGCGUAUAUUUUUGCUUUCAUUCUUUGACUCUGAGCAAAACAGAACAACCGUGGCCUUAACCUUAUGUUUUGUUGCACAGCAUUGUUAAAAAUAGCUCAUCAUUAAGUGAUUUAUUUUUAGGUUUCGUAGUUGGACCUGAAGUAAAAUAAUUUGAAGUUUGAGAUAACUGUGAAACUCCAAAGCCCAAGCCUGCCGGGAUAACUGGAUCAGCCUGUACACUGCACUCCAAAUUUGAUGAAUAAGACAAAAAAUGUGAAUGGUUUUUUUUUUAUUAACAUUUAAAUUUCAUUUACAUGUUUUUUAUGUCUCCAAAAAGGGUUUCCUGCACAAAACGUUGGGACAGAAAUCAUUUGGAAGUGUGUAAGAGACUAGUUUUAGUAAUUAGUUUAGGUCAUUUUAAUUGAAAUCCAGCAACCCAACAAUAUUAUAAAAUAGACACACAAGUUUCAUGCAUAUUUUCUAUUAUUUCCACAUCCCAAAGCCUCAAUAUUUGUCAAACUAAUUUGUAUUUUGUCUGCUUCUAUAAACCAGGAGUGUGAACAACAGGCCUAUUAACUGCAGGGAGUAAUGUCAUAUAGAUAAGACCCAUUUACAAACCACUUUCUCAAAACCCUUUUAUCAAACUGUUUGCAAGUGAAAUCAUUUUUGUCUUAUCUCUUGGGACCGUUUGUGCACAAAUGUAGCUAACUCAAGGACAAGGCCGUCACUGGAAUGUGUGUUAUUUGUUAUAAUUCUUUUAGAUGAUGUGCAAUGAGUGUUUUGACCCUAUGUAUGUAAUCUCAUGCUGCUUUAUUUCAAACUUAUAAUCUUUCUUAUGGUACUAGAGCUUUAUGAACCCUCAUUUGUUCUGUUCUUUUUGUUGUUGUUGCUUCAUUUCUCUUGUUUUAUUGUUUAUAGUCACAAAAUACAAAUUAUUAUAUCACCUCUAUGAGAAAUGUAUCUUGAGAGUAGGCCUACAGUAAUUUGUACUGUGAAGUGUAAAAUAAAAGAUUUUUAUAAACAAAAAUG
Boleophthalmus pectinirostris (great blue-spotted mudskipper) is the source of this 3366-nucleotide messenger RNA. It is a transcript of the gene arrdc1b, whose product is annotated as arrestin domain containing 1b. The coding region runs from base 88 to 1368 and encodes 426 amino acids. Gene Ontology annotation, molecular function: ubiquitin-like ligase-substrate adaptor activity; ubiquitin protein ligase binding. The transcript is spliced from 8 exons. Lineage: Eukaryota; Metazoa; Chordata; Actinopteri; Gobiiformes; Gobiidae. Gene Ontology annotation, biological process: protein transport. The record is from RefSeq and is a predicted model, not a curated record. Gene Ontology annotation, cellular component: cytoplasm.